Messenger RNA from Brachypodium distachyon (stiff brome), 1680 nucleotides. RefSeq lists its product as uncharacterized. The transcript is spliced from 5 exons. The record is from RefSeq and is a predicted model, not a curated record. Lineage: Eukaryota; Viridiplantae; Streptophyta; Magnoliopsida; Poales; Poaceae. The coding region runs from base 1 to 1680 and encodes 559 amino acids.
AUGGAUCCUCUGCCGGAUAUCUAUCCCUUGACAGGCUUGCAGAUUGGGGAUAUGCAGUCUUACAUCUCGCGCGCGUUCCUCUACUUUGCUCCGGUGAGCAAGAAGGUGCUGAUUCUGGUGGACAACCAGCCAUGGAUGACCAGCAAGCAGUCCAGAUCUGCAAGGCUAUGGCAGUUCAUGAUCACCAAGUACAGGAUGUCUCCGUUCGUGAAUUCGAGGGCGUCCGCUGCCGGCGACAAAAGCAGCAACAAUACAUCGUCCUCAGGCAGGAGGAGGAGGGCGAUGCAGCGGUGGUUCGCGGUGACCCCUCCGGCGCAACUGCUGCACGGGUUCCUGGUGUUCGAGGUGUCAUGGCGCGACGUGCACGGCAUCAACUACUUCAACGACCUGCUGACCGACACGUCCUUGGCCCUGGAGGCGCGCUACAUGAAGAAGUGGGAGUUCCACAGCGCGGAGCAGGCCGCCGCCUGCACGUCCCAGUGGUUCCUGGACGCCGACGCACGCUCCCUCCGGGGCUACCUCCUCCGCCUGCACCAGCGCCGUGACUACUCCGCCUCCGCCGGCGAAGAAGACGACGACGAUGAUCAGGAGUACUACAUGGCGAGCUCCAGCUCUCCUCGCCCCAAGCAGCUCCUGCGGCUGCCGACGCUGAGGAGGAGGAAGAGCUGGCGGAGGAGCAGAUCAUCAUCUGCAAGCAGGAGGAUGCAGCAGGCCGUCACGAACGAAGAAGAUCAUCAAGAGGAAGAGGCAGCUGCUUCUAGCAGUAGCUGUCGCCCAGCCGUGCCCGUGCGGCAGUACAACGACACCCUUCUCAUGUUCCGGUUCCGCGACGGGUCGCUGCCGUUCAAGCUCCGCGAGAUCAUCAUGGCGGACAUCCGGCUGUUGACGCUCCUCGAGUCCGGGCUCCCGUCGUGGGUCAUCUUCCUGCAGUCGUACCCGGUGCUGUGCCACGCGUACCGGCCCUGGAUGCGGCCCCUGGCGCGGAGCUUGUACGCGGCGGCGUCGCUGGUGACGGUGAUCAUUGGCUUCUACGACCUGUACAAGAACGUGCCGCUGCUCAAGUCGGCCGCGGCGCGCAUCUGCGGGCCGCUCUUCGGGUGGAUCGAGACGUGGGACAUGGUCACCAGGAUCCAGUACCUGGGCACCAUCCUCUUCCUCCGCAACCUGCGCCGCUGCCUCCAGGGCCUGUUUGCGCUGCUGCGCGCGUUGAGGGCGCUGCUCCGGGCCGUGGCGGCGCCCUUCGCCGACCUCGAGAUGCUGGGCUGGGUGGCCACGCUGGCGGCGCACGCGUGGGGCCUCGCCGUGGACAUCGGGGAGCUGCUGUGGGCGCCCUUCGACGUGCUGCUCGACUGCGCCGCCGGGGCCGCGGCCUCGCUCUGGCCGCUGCUCCAGCUGCUCGUGUUCCCGUUCCGUUUCGCGGUGGCGCUGGCGGGGUGCGCGGGGGCCGUGCUGUCCAACGGCUACAACUUCUCCAAGGACGUGUGGGAGACGCUGAGCAGCAUCUUCGAGCUCAACCACAUGUCUGACGCGCAGCAGAGCGCCCUCUUGGACGUCACCACGCUCAAGACGCUCUGGAACGACCUCUUCUCGCAGAUCUUCCGGGCACUCAGGGGCAUCCUCAAUGGCAUUCUCGUCUUCUUUGCCUCCUGCAACAGGCACAGGCUCAGGUACCUACUGUGA